CCCAAAUGAUACAUAUAUUAAUUAUUUAUGUAUAUAUAUUAAGUAAGAAAUUAAUAUAUUAAUUAAUAUAUUAAUAUCAUAUUGUAGUGGCGGUCAUGUGCAUUUUAGGUAUGUAGUAGCAGGGGAUUGUGGGAUUAGGUCCCCUGAUCUAAUUAGGGCUCCGCAGGACCGAUCCUAUUUGCCGACGUUUUUUUUGCAAAUGGCAGUUUUGUUGUUUCACCUUAGUUUAUUCUUCCUGUUAUGUUUGUUUCUUGUUGUUGCACCUAAAGUGUGGAAAGGGUAGAGGUUGAUGACUCCCGUGCAAUGUUAACGUGUUCUAUACCUAUGGGGUUGCUUUGUCGGAAAGGAGAUUGCGCUCUUAGAUUCUCGUGCUGCCUCUUCCUCUCUAAGACUGGUCGGAGUCGUGCGGUGUAUGGGACACGAACAGUCAUCCAGCGAAGCCAGGUUGAUUGACAGUUCAUCUGUUCAACCACUUGGCUCCAGCACUUCCUGCUUCAAGUGACGGACCUACUGUGUGUCGCAAUAUUUUGAUAAUUUAAAUAUAUAUAUUGGGUCCUAAAGCUAUAAAACCCCAAAGAAAGUGCUUAUAUUCCCCGCUUUUAACAGCUAACUACUUCGGAGGGAGCACGUUUCAUCCACAAGAGAAGCUAGCAGCGGUGAGGAUCGUUUAACUCUUCAGAAGUAAGUAAAACAAUCAUUUAUUAUUACGAUAAUGUAUUAACUACUGAUAUGGGCUAUUAGAAAUGUUUUUAACUGUGAGUUGUUCUUAAAGAGAUUUUGCACAUUCGAGGUUUGUAGUCUUUUCACCGUGGAUCCCGCGAUGGCUGCCGCAGCCUGAGACUCUACGCAGUUACAACAUGUGCAUAUCUUUGAUCAGUGCUCAAUUAAUUUUUUUUUUUAAAGUGUGCGUAAUAAAUGGACGUGGUAACAAUGUUAAACAAAUAAAACAUAAAAAUCACGUAAUGAGUUAUCUUCACCAUUGAGUGUUUGUGCGAUUUUUGGGGGGUGGGGGGCUAUUUGUCAACUUAAGGUGGUUUGUUUUUCUUACAGAAGACAAUGUAUUGUCCUUUCUGUGGACACACCCUGGAGUUGCUAACUCCGUUUUGCAGAUCAUGUGGCAAGGAUAUUAAUUUCCUGAAACGUGAUUCAGAGACUGGCCCGCUUGAAGGUAGCACAGCAAAGUGUGCAGCGGAGGCAUUCCACAAUUUCCGGAGUGUGAAAGAGAGGGAAAGGCAAUCCCAUUUCAAAAAAAAUAAAAGACCCCUGAAAGAGCUCAGUGUGAAGAUUUCCGUUGCCGUGAUGCAACGUAAAGCUGGGGAAUUAAAACCUGUAAGAGGAACAGCGUUGCCUCUUGUUGUCAAUCCAGAGAUGGAUGCUGCACACUUACAUACAGCAGCUUUACAAAAAAUAAAAGACUUCAACAGAAAUAUGAAAAGUGGGUCAUACGUACUACUUUACCCUGAUGGUACAGAAGUAAUUACCAUACCAGGAACAGAAACACCAUUUACUCUAAGACAAUACAAGGAGGCACUGGGAAAGGCAUAUCAACGGAUCACUUUGUACAUUUGCAGUGCCGAAGAUUUUAUGCAAUCUAAAUCCACCCCAGAUUCUGACUCGUCUGACUCAGAAGUGAUUCUAACAAGCAGAAGUGUUGCAGAAUUUAAUGCAGCUGAUACACUGCCAUGGAAUCCUCCUUUGAGCAGUACCAGCAAUAAUGGUGGAGAAUCCCACAGGGACUCUGAAGCGAUUUUACUUUCCGACUCAGAAGAAGGCCCUGGAACAUCAAAAUCUGCUCUGGAAACUGUGUGCUAUAGAAAAUACACAGAACUGUAUGCACCUCCUAUAGUUGAAGACCAUAAUGACUCUGGGAGUGGAGAAGACAUCAAUGAUACUGAAAGUGUUGCUGAGGUGGUGCAGACAUCUGUGUCAGAGAUCAUCUCAGACCUGGCUCUGCAGAUCAAUCGCCAAGCCGUUAGCAGAUUUAACAUCUGCCGCUCCAACAUUUGGGAUGGAGCAGUGAGGGGUUUUAAAAGGGGGUCAUUCUCUGAAACCAAGGACCUCCUUGUCAAGUUCUCUGACGAUGAAGGUAGAUUUGAGGAAGGUCUUGAUACAGGUGGUCCAAAAAGAGAAUUUCUCUCCCUUUUAAUGAAAACCCUUAACAAACGACCCAUAUUUGAUGGUCCUGAAGACAGACGAUAUCUUGUCUACAACUCCACAGCAAUCAGAGAGGAUGAAUACAGUUUGGCAGGAAAGAUGAUUGCCACAUCCAUUGUACACGGCGGACCAGGUCCUAAUUUUCUCUCAAAAGACCUGGUCAACCACAUCUCAGGGCAGUCCGGUUUCAAUCCAUCUAUUGGAGACAUCACAGAUGAAGAAAUAGGGAAAGUGCUGCAGCAGAUUGAAGAUGCUUCCACGUUGGAAAUCCUGCAAGACCUGAUUGUCCAGCAUAGCACCAUGUUGCAGACUGCAGGAUGUUUGAAACGUGUUGUCUCAGUGGAGGAAAAACACACUGUCGUGAAUGAGUACCUUAAGUGGUACAUAAUUGACAGGAACUGCACAGCAAUUCAAAGGUUUAAAGAUGGACUUGAAAGCUUGCAUUUUCUGGCAGCACUCCAACAGCACCCUGAGGUCCUGGCCCCUGUUCUCUGCCAUUCAAAUGUCCGGUUAUCUGCUAUGGACAUGGAAGAGCUUUUUGAACCCCAGCUCAGUCCUCUCGGCAGCAACAUGCGCAUUCUGGAGAACACAGCAAGAAGUUUCUGGGCAGACUACCUUUUGGACUGUGAAGAAGAUGACAGCUCUGUGACCCUGGAGGAAAUCUUAAUGUUUGCCACAGGUGUGCCAUGCAUCCCUCCUGCUGGCAUGGAUCCUAAGCCACACCUUGAAUUUAUUGGCAGUUCAAUGUUCCCCAUGGCGAAUACAUGUGCCAACACUUUGAAGCUGCCUCUCUUGAAUGACUAUGACACGUUUAAAACAAACAUGAACUUUGGGAUUAAGAAUUCCCCUGGAUUUGGAUGUUUUUAAACAGUCUGAAAAAGUCUAAAAAAAUUGCAAAGCAAACGAAAGAAGAAAGACAAGAGUGGUUUUGUUCAGGAAGGGGAAAUUUAUUUUGCUUUUUCAAAGAUUUUAGGUAUUAAACAAGUGUUUUUUGUUCUGUAUUUUAUAUUCCUAUUUAAAAAUGUUCCAGUGUUUCUGUGUGCCAAUGGGUAAUAGAUGAAAAUAAAAUGUUUUGACCGUC
This is a messenger RNA of Oryzias latipes (Japanese medaka), 3235 nucleotides long. RefSeq names its product G2/M phase-specific E3 ubiquitin-protein ligase-like. Gene Ontology annotation, molecular function: ubiquitin-protein transferase activity. NCBI's taxonomy places the organism in Eukaryota, Metazoa, Chordata, Actinopteri, Beloniformes, Adrianichthyidae. The record is from RefSeq and is a predicted model, not a curated record.